AUGUCUUUAACCCUCACCCCCGACACAAUCGACGACCUCAUCUACUCCGCCCGCGCCGGCGACCUCCCCACUCUCGAAUCCGACCUCACGACCCUCAGCACGCAGACCUCCUCCACUCCCGCGCUCAUCAUCGCCUCCGCGAUCGAUUCCCUCCCCGCCGAAGAAGGCGGCAGUGGGUCGAGUUUGUUGCAUUAUCCGGCUGCUAAUGGGAAUAUUGAAAUCCUUUCCUACCUCCUAACCCACCUCACCCAACUCCCCGCCCCCACGGCAACCAAAAUCCUCAACCACCGGAACUACUCCGGAAAUACACCCUUGCACUGGGCGGCGUUGAACACGCAUCUGGAGUGCGUGAAGGCGUUGGUGGAGGCGGGCGCGGACGUGGCGAUUAAGAAUGAUGCGGGGCUGGAUGCGGUGUUUUUGGCGGAGAGGGCGGAUUGGAAUACGCGUGCUGAAGGAGAAGGGGAUAAGGAUGGGGAAGGGGAUGAGGAGGUGGAGGUGGAGAUUGGGGGGGAUGCAGAGGAGGGGGCUGAAGGGGCUGGGGAGAUGACGAGGGGGAGACAGGUGGUGGAGUGGUUGUUGAGUUCGGAGAAGGGGGGGGAGUUGGAGAGUGGGGUUGGUGAGGGGAAGGAGUAG
Molecule: messenger RNA, 633 nt
Organism: Aspergillus ibericus CBS 121593
Lineage: Eukaryota; Fungi; Ascomycota; Eurotiomycetes; Eurotiales; Aspergillaceae
Product: ankyrin repeat domain-containing protein
Exons: 2
Coding region: 1-633 (210 amino acids)
Molecular function (GO): protein binding
Source: RefSeq, a predicted model, not a curated record